This is a messenger RNA of Glycine soja, 1930 nucleotides long. RefSeq names its product RCC1 domain-containing protein RUG3, mitochondrial. The transcript is spliced from 6 exons. NCBI's taxonomy places the organism in Eukaryota, Viridiplantae, Streptophyta, Magnoliopsida, Fabales, Fabaceae. Bases 224 to 1414 code for a protein of 396 amino acids. The record is from RefSeq and is a predicted model, not a curated record.
CUACCGUACCACGAAAGUGAAACAUUUUUCGGGUGAUAUGGGAGUUAUAGUGAAUCAUGGUAACUUUCAUAUCGUUUGGUCAAAAUAACUUUCACACGGUGAAAAAAUUUCACUUUGGCACCGUGGUGGUAGAAGUAGAACUACCCGGCAUAUUUUACCCUGAAAAUCAAAACAGCUAUCAAAUUCAGCAGCAGUAGUAGAAGCAUAACCUAACUGAAAACACAUGGUGAUGCCAAUCAUCCGCCACCGCCUAGCCACUCUCACUCACCGCUUACGCCACUCCUCCGCCGCCGCCGCCACCCCGAAACCCCCCAUCCUCUACACCGCCGACACAACCGCCGACGCCACCGCCACCCUCCAAGUCCUCUCGUGGGGCAAAGGCGCCUCCGGCCAGCUCGGCGGAGGCGUCGAGGAGACCCGCCUCUACCCUUCUCCGGUUGCCAACCUCGCCGUCCCCAAAUCCUCCUUCGCCCUCUCCCAAACCCCUGGCCGCCGCCGCCUCCUCCCAAGCCCACCGAAGCGGGCCCUUGAAGUGGGCCUCUCUUGUGGGCUUUUCCACUCCUCCCUGAUCGUCGAUGGGGCCCUCUGGAUUUGGGGCAAAGGCGACGGCGGAAGAUUGGGCUUCGGCCACGAAAACCCCUUGUUCGUUCCCACACUGAACCCUCACCUCGAUAACCUCCUCUCCGUCGCACUCGGUGGCUUGCAUUCCGUCGCGCUUACCUCGGACGGCGAGGUCUUUACGUGGGGUUAUGGUGGUUUUGGUGCACUUGGGCACUCAGUAUAUCAUAGAGAGCUAUUUCCUAGGUUGGUAAAAGGCUCCUGGGAGGGAACUAUAAAACACAUUGCUACCAGUGGAACACAUACUGCAGCAAUCACAGAAUCAGGGGAGCUUUAUAUCUGGGGUCGAGAUGAAGGGGAUGGCCGAUUGGGCCUUGGUCCUGGUCGGGGCCCAGAUCAUGCAGGUGGACUUAGUAUCCCUUCCAAAGUAAAAGAGUUACCUUACCCUAUUGCUGCUGUAUCCUGUGGGGGAUUUUUCACAAUGGCAUUGACAGUGGAUGGACAAUUAUGGAACUGGGGAGCCAAUUCCAACUAUGAACUUGGGAGAGGUGAUAAGAUUGGUGGUUGGAAACCAAGACCAGUACCCAGCCUUGAGAAUGUUAAAAUAAUUCAAUUAGCAAGUGGUGGAUAUCACUCCCUUGCAUUAACAGAUGAUGGCAAAGUGCUCUCAUGGGGCCAUGGUGGACAAGGUCAGUUGGGCCAUGGAUCUAUCCAGAAUCAGAAGAUACCAGCAGUAGUUGAGGCUUUAGCUCAUGAGAAUAUUAUAUAUAUUUCUUGUGGGGGUUCCUCAUCAGCAGCUGUGACGGGCUGCAGGUUGUGUCCAGAAUCAGAUAUUUCAGAUGUUAGUGUUGGAUAAUUAUGUAUCUGCAGCACCACCACCAUUUUUUGGCCUUUUUAUCAAAAACCAUCCCCACCAUGGCCCUGCAAUGAAUGCUAUUUAAUAACACUGAUUGAUAGUUUGAUACACCAUUGAAUUCAAAUGUUAAAUGUCUACCAAAUCAGGGGAGCUUCAUUCAGACCCUACACAAUAUUGGAAAUUGAUAGGGAAGUUGGACUCUUAUAACUUAUUAUGGCCAGACUUGACAUAUCCUUUGUUAGAAGUUUUGUUUGUUAGUUUCUUCACUCUCCCUAUUAUAGCCAUUGAGAUACAUAUUCUCAUGGCUUUAUCUGAGAUAUAUAGGUUGCACUAUUGCUGCAUAUAUAGAUGCAGAUUGGGCUGACUGUCCAAGUGAGACACAACUUCAGAUUAUUAUUAUGUUCUUAUUAGAGGCAGUCUCAUUUCUUAGAAAAGUAAAAGAGCAAAAUGUUGUUGCUUGAUCAAGUGCAAAGGAAAAAUAUUGAGUUGUGUGCCUGUGAACUAGAAUGGCUAAAA